AUGGCAGCAUCACAGACGAUCGUCGAUACAGGAGGAAACGUGACCCAGUCUGGUUUGCGGGAGUUCGUCGAAGGAUGGACACUGGCACAGACGCUCGGCGAAGGAGCCUAUGGAGAGGUGAAACUACUCAUAAAUCGGCAGUCUGGUGAAGCGGUUGCGAUGAAAAUGGUUGACCUUAAGAAGCACCCGGAUGCGGAAAGUUCGGUGAAGAAAGAAGUUUGCAUUCAGAAAAUUCUACAACAUCACAACAUCCUGAAGUUUUUUGGCAAACGAACACAAGGUGACAUCGAGUACAUCUUUCUGGAGUAUGCCGCCGGUGGAGAAUUGUUCGAUCGGAUAGAACCCGACGUUGGAAUGCCUCUCCCGGAAGCACAGCGAUACUUCAAUCAAUUACUGGCGGGUGUAGAUUAUCUGCACACCCGAGGGGUGGCUCAUCGUGACCUGAAACCAGAAAACUUGCUGCUGGACGAGCACGACAACGUGAAGAUAUCGGACUUCGGAAUGGCCACCAUGUUUAGAAUGAAAGGCCGUGAGCGGUUGCUAGAUAAAAAAUGCGGAACGCUUCCGUAUGUAGCUCCCGAAGUACUGGUCAAACCAUACCGCGCCACACCAGCUGAUCUGUGGUCCUGUGGAAUCAUCCUAGUCACGAUGCUCGCAGGAGAAUUACCCUGGGAUCAACCUUCGUCCGGAUGUGCGGAGUAUCUCUGCUGGAAGGAGAACAAAUACACUACCUCAACACCCUGGUGCAAGCUGGAUACACUUACGCUAUCGCUAUUGCGAAAGAUUCUUGUGGCAAAUCCGACCCAACGGCUAACGCUAGACAAACUUCAGGAUCACAAAUGGUGCCAAACACAAUUCCACCUUCAAGGUAUUGCCGACAUCAGCGCGAACAACGGUGGUGCUGGUGGUGUCGGUGCAGGAGGCCUCGAUUUGAUCGACGGAAGACCAUCACCACUCGCGAAACGGCUCUGUUCGAAUCAAGACAUCUCGAGUCCGCUGGAUGAUUCCACCUCACGCAUGUGCCAAUCUCAGCCUGUUCCAAUGAUCGUGCACACUGAGGUGAACGGCGUGGAGGAAGCGAUCGAGGCCCGGAACGGGUUCUGCUUCUCCCAACCAACAAUGCUGGACGAUCUGAUCCUGUGCACGCAGCUGAACCCCACGCAGAGCGUCAGCACACAGCAGCAGCAGCAGCAAAAUCCAUUCCAACGGCUGGUGCGCCGUAUGACGCGGUUCUUCGUUUCGACGAGGUGCGACGAAACGCUUAAGCGGUUGUCGGCAGCGUUGGAGAAACUUGGCUACAGCUGGAAGUCGAACGAUGAGGGCGUCAUAACGAUAUCGACCAUCGACCGGCGGAAGCUGCAGCUCACCUUUAAGGCCAUCAUUGUCGAGAUGGAUGGCAAGAUACUAUGCGAUUUCCGUUUGUCGAAGGGCUGCGGAUUGGAGUUUAAGCGCAGGUUCAUCAAAAUCAAGCAAAGCCUGGCGGAUAUCGUGAUGAAAGGUCCGGUUACCUGGCCGAUCGCGAUCGCGACCAACUCUGUGCCUUAGAGAUAUAUAUUUUUUGAGGAUGCCAUUUGUAUUAGUAGCUUUGAUUGAGUGAUGCUUUAUUGAAAGAGAAAGCGAGAGAAAGGAUUAUUAUUAAGGGGAGGAAAGAAGUUCUCUAGAUAAUUUUCCAUUUUCCGGUGUGUAUCAUACUGCAGUGCAGAUUUGCGUGAGAAGAGCGCGAUGUACGAGGGGCAUUGCAUAGGUGUGUGUGUGUGAUGCACCGGCGCUUCAAUGCGCUCUGUGAGCGCAGGAAUAACGUCCUGUUUUUAUAGUGCCAAGAUUCGCAAUGUGUGGAACACGAAGCAAGAAAAGAGGAACACAAUAGCGUUGGUAAAGAGGGAAAGAAGUGAAGUUGAUAAUGUUACUAGGUGGGAGAAAAGGAUCAACAAGCAUAUAAAAACUUUCAGUGUUCAAGGGGCACUAUGUUGCGUAAAGGUGUUUUUAAAAUAUGACAUAGAUGUUACAUGACAGUGAAGAAGCAAAAACACCGCGAGCGGGUUUAAACGCAGGAAUCUUUUUUGUACAUCUUUUUUAUGCAAACAGCAGUGCAUUCAGGGCAUACAUUGGGCAGAAUCGGUAGAAGAAGCGCUCCAGCGAAUCGAAGCAAACGGUUGUAAAGCAAAAAUAAAAACGUGUAAAUCAUUUAACGGAGUUUUACAUACUCCCUAUAGAGCUUCCUUCCAGUUUUACACGGAUGUAUAAGUAAAAAAUAAAACACAGUUACAACAUUUUUAAACUUACUACAAACUUUACAUCUCUUACAGAAGGGAAGGCUCGGAAAAUUGCGAAAUUGAUAACCUUAUUAUAGACAGGUGCUAAAGAAUGUUUGAAAGUUAUAACACGCGCUGUGGAACAAAACAAACGGGAAUUGUUGGGCUUAAGGGGGGAACCAUUUUUCUGUUUCAAAUCGAUGUAAACAAUAAGUAUACACGAUAUUUUUUUAUAUUUUGAUUUUAUCCAUCUUCACGCUAUACCCUAAUUUUGAUUGCUGCUCUCUACUGUUCAAAUUUGAGCUGUUAGUUUCAAUAGGUUAAAUACACUAAACGCGAACAGCUGAUCUUGUUUAGGAGAAUCUAACCUGAUAGGGUUUUUUUGUUAUACACUCAAAGAUAGCAAUUUCACUACAUUCUAAGCAUUACUAACAACUUUUUAUUUACUUAUCUACUACAUUCUACGUUAUACCAACGAUGCUGAACCUUUCUUUGUGGUUAAUAAAUAAAACACGAAAAACAUGAUGAUUUGAGU
Anopheles nili is the source of this 2787-nucleotide messenger RNA. It is a transcript of the gene grp, whose product is annotated as serine/threonine-protein kinase grp. Gene Ontology annotation, cellular component: cytoplasm. NCBI's taxonomy places the organism in Eukaryota, Metazoa, Arthropoda, Insecta, Diptera, Culicidae. Bases 1 to 1545 code for a protein of 514 amino acids. Gene Ontology annotation, molecular function: ATP binding; protein serine/threonine kinase activity; tau-protein kinase activity. Gene Ontology annotation, biological process: microtubule cytoskeleton organization; protein phosphorylation; DNA damage checkpoint signaling. The record is from RefSeq and is a predicted model, not a curated record. The transcript has 6 exons.